This is a messenger RNA of Salvia hispanica, 828 nucleotides long. RefSeq names its product tyrosine sulfotransferase-like protein. The record is from RefSeq and is a predicted model, not a curated record. NCBI's taxonomy places the organism in Eukaryota, Viridiplantae, Streptophyta, Magnoliopsida, Lamiales, Lamiaceae.
AAUAGACUCCUUUCUGUUUCGAUUAAUAAAUUGGGGUUUCAAGAUUUUGCCAAAUAUAAGUGACAGAGCCGCUGUUCUCCAUCUUCCUCAGCUCGCGAUUCUUAAACUCCAAGUCAUGGCUGGGAAAGCAGUGAAAUCUGUUGCAAAAGCUGUUGGGGAAUACCAGUUCCCAUGGAGAGAGAAGCUGACAAAAUACAGGGAUGAGCUGUCAAAGGGUGUGUGGGGUUACUGGGAGCUUGGUGCUUGGAAGCCUCUAGCUAUCAGUGCACGCCGCCGAGCUCGGAUCCGCAAAGAGGUCCUCCUUGCUGGAGGUGAUUGGGAAUUUGAUCCGGAAAGGAAGGAGAUGAAGACAAAGAGGAAAGGUCACAAGGUUGAUAGGUUGGCUGCCGAGAAGCGAGCCAAUACUGCUCGACUGAUGGAAGAGAUGCCCAAGAUGUUGGAUGAUUACAAGAAGAGAAGGUGGGAGAGGAAGAUGAAAGCAGAAGAGGACGCUGCCAAGAAGGCGUUGAACGAGUAGCUAAAAGCUCAGCCCUUUCGAUUCAUGGUAUUAAAAGCUGGAUUCCUUCUUGUGCAGUUUCACCUUGAUGCUUUGUUAGUUCUUACAUAAGUUGUUGGUCGACCUCCGUUGUGAACCUUUAUGUUAUGAUGCCUUGUUGAGCUCUUACAUACGUAGGUCGUGCUCUUUAGACAUUUGUUUUCUCUCCGGCUUCUGCUAAAACUGAGAUGCUGAUGAAUUGUUAUGUCGUAUGCCAAAAAGGUGUUGAACUAGUAGCUAACAGCUCCGCCCUUUCAUUUCAUGUUAUUCAAAACUGGAUUCCUUCUUGCUAA